GCCCAAGGCCGCGUCCAGCCCAUCUCUCGCCUGAUCUUCGCAUCCAGCCAAGAUCGAUCACCCCUUGCGUCUGCCUCCUCCGCUCUGUCGAUCAGGCAAUGGCUGCGUUCAUCAAAUUCACGCCACUGACUGGUGCCCAGAACGAGGAUCCGCUCUGCUAUCUGCUAGAGGUCGACAGCGCAAAGAUUUUGCUGGACUGCGGAUGGUCGGACCGCUUUGAACCCGAUGACCUCACCUCCCUCAAAAGACUGGCCAAGCACAUCGAUGCUGUCCUGAUCUCGCACAGCGACAUUGCACACAUGGGUGCCUAUCCCUACGCCUAUGGCCAACUCGGCCUCACCUGCCCGGCAUACGCAACCAUUCCAGUCCACGACAUGGGCCAGAUCUGUCUCUACGAUGCCUUCCAGAGUCGAUCCGAAGUCGAAGAGUUCAAGGUCUUCUCGCUGGACGAAGUGGACGCCGCGUUCGAAAACAUUCUGCCGCUGAGAUAUUCCCAGCCGUUUGCCCUGCUCGGCAAGUGCCAAGGGAUCACCAUCACGGCCUAUCCGGCUGGACGUACGAUCGGCGGGGCGCUCUGGAAAAUCAAAAAGGACACGGACGAGAUUGUUUAUGCCGUGGACUACAACCACAUCAAAGAACGGCAUUUGAAUCCCACCGUGCUUCACAAAAACACCGAGGCCCUCUCUCGCCCCUCGGUUCUCAUCACGGAUGCAUUCAACUCGCUCAACAUACUCUCGAGUCGCAAGCAUCGCGAGACAGCCUUAGUGGAUUCCCUGGCCCACUACACCAAACUCGGGGCCAACGUCCUGCUUCCGGUGGACUCGUGUGUCCGUGUCCUGGAGCUCGCAUAUACGCUAGAUCAAAAUUGGUUCUCAAGCAACGUGCCUCUCAUCUUCUUGUCGUACCAAAGUGUCCGAGUGAUCAACAUGGCCAAGAAUAUGAUCGAAUGGAUGGGGGACAAUGUCACCAACACCUUCUCGCAGCGACGAGAAAACUACUUUGAGUUCAACCACCUGCGAACGUACUCUGCGCUCAAGGAUGUCCUGGCUAUCCCUGGUCCCAAAGUCGUCCUGGCCAGUCUUUCGGGACUGGAAACUGGACUCGCUAACGAACUGCUGCAGCUGUGGGCCGAGCAUCCCCAAAAUGCAAUUGUGCUGACGGAUCGUGGGCAUCCCAACUCGCUUGCACGACGACUGUAUACGGAGUGGGAGUCUCGCCUCGUCCGCAUGGAUGGACAGCCUCUCCCUACGGCUCCGGUCCAGCCCAACGUCUACAUCGACCUCGAGGUUCGGAAAGCCAUACCGCUUGAGGGACAAGCUCUUGUUCAGUAUCAUGAGCGCGAACGCGAGCGAUUGACCCGCGAGGCCUUGGAGGCCUCCAAGGGCCAAAGUAGCAUCGACGACGACGACUCUGACGACGACGAUGGCGACGAGAGCGGAACCAAAGACACGCUGUCGACCCAGUUCGACGUCUACGUCAAGGACCCGAUUCGUAGCGGAGGAUUCUUCAAGCAAAACCAAGCCUUUGCCAUGUUCCCGGUAUUCGAUAGCCGCAAGAUCGUUGAUGACUACGGAGAGGCUAUCGAUCCAGGCCACUACAUGAAGGGCGAGUUUCAGUUUGCGUUGGCCCAAGCGGCUGAGGAAGCCAAGCGGCCCUCGACCCGAAUGGAGGUGGACAAGCGACCGGUCAUCAGCAAGCCACCCUCCGAGUAUGUCACAAGCCAGAUCAGACUGUUCCUUGGAUGCGUGCUGGUGUUUAUCGACUUUGAGGGGCGGUCCGAUGGCAACUCAAUCAAGAAUAUCCUGUCUCAAGUCUCGCCACGAAAACUUAUCGUCGUCCAUGGAUCCGAAGCCGCCACCAACGACCUGGUCAGUUCGUGCAUGAGCGACGACAACAUGACCAAGGACAUCUUUGCUCCCACCGUGGGCGAAUGCAUCAACAUCUCGUCCUCCAAGAACAUAUACCAGAUCAAGCUCACAGACUCGCUCGUCAGCUCACUCAGAGUCGAAAGGCUGGACGACUACGAGCUCUCGUUUGUCACGGGCGUGGUUCGGACGGGCAAGAACCAGGCAGGAGGCAACGAUGGCGACCAGGACGGGCAGCCGGAGGACAGCGCAGCCCCUAGUCCCGACGACAGCUCGGUUGUUCCCGAUCUGGUGGCCCAGACCACUCAGCUUCCAACGCUGGAUGUUCUUCCCCUCGAGCAUCAAAAGGUCCACCGACCGCUGCUCGUCGGCGAUGUCAAGCUGAGCGAGUUCCGCAAGGUCCUGCAAGCCGAGGGAUACCAGACCGAAUUCGUCGAGGGAGGCGUGCUCAGGGUAGUUGCCAGUGGCACCGCAAACGCUGCACCACAAGGGGCACUAGCGGUUCGCAAGCUUGGCCUGGGGAAACUCGUGCUUGAGGGUCCACUGAGUCCGCAAUACUUCAAAGUGCGUAGAUUGCUCUACAGCCAGCACGCAGUCUUGUAGGAUGCUCGGCACCGCUCGACGCAAUUCAUUGCCGGCGGGACUCAAUACAGCGUUUCCAAAAAAGAAACGGGACAG
Molecule: messenger RNA, 2543 nt
Organism: Polychytrium aggregatum
Lineage: Eukaryota; Fungi; Chytridiomycota; Chytridiomycetes; Polychytriales
Product: beta-lactamase-like protein
Exons: 11
Coding region: 99-2468 (789 amino acids)
Biological process (GO): mRNA 3'-end processing by stem-loop binding and cleavage
Cellular component (GO): mRNA cleavage and polyadenylation specificity factor complex
Molecular function (GO): RNA binding
Source: RefSeq, a predicted model, not a curated record